UACUAUUUUGUAUACAUACGGAAUGAUACAGAAGACGAAAAUCUUUUAGAAAGUGUAAUCAAUGUGAGUUCAAUGCUUUAAAAUUAUUUAGUUUAAAAGUAAACCAGAAUAUUAGGUUCUACUGUUUAAAAUAACAACAAUAAUUUUAGUAAGUUUAUUUGUAAAUCAUAAGUCAUAACCAAUAAUCUGUAUCAGUUUGAAUAUAUCUACCUAUGUGAUUUUAAUAAUUUAUUUAAAUAUGUUGAUAUAUAUGUAAAGCUAUAAAUAUUAGAAAAUAAUAUGAUGAAGACUAAUCAUUGCACAUAAAAUGGGUACUUGCUGUAGUCGUCAUUCACCAGAUCCAACCCAUCAUCUGGUUUUACAUCAUGGUUUCAAAAUACAAGAUUCUAUAGAUGUCUUGAAUAAAGGAUCCAGUGAAGUGCGUUAUGUGGCUGAAUUGAAUCGUCAACAUGGAACAGCAAGCAUUAAACGCCACGGUGUCGACAUUAUACGUACUCCAACAUCAACACUUCAUUCGUCUUUACAUGGACGAAUUGUGGUUGCUGUUUAUAAUUACCAGUCCAGGGAGAUGUCUGAUGUCUCCUUCGUUAAAGGAGAUCGUAUGGAACUAUUAGAUGAUAGUGAACCAGAUUGGUGGCGUGUUAGACAUUUAAGAACAAAUGAGGAAGGAUUGAUACCUUGGAAUUUUGUUGCUGAAGAAAAAUCAGUUGAGAGUGAAGAUUGGUUUUUUGGAAAAAUAUCUCGUAAAGAAGCUGAAAAACUUUUAUUAUCUGAAGAAAAUCAAAGAGGGACAUACUUAGUACGUGAUUCGGAACAUAAUCCAAAUGGCUUCUCGCUUAGUGUUAAAGACUGGGAAGGAGGUCGAGGGUAUCAUGUGAAACAUUAUAAAAUAAAAUCUCUUGAUAAUGGUGGUUAUUACAUUGCCACUAAUCAGACUUUUUCUAGUCUUCCUGAGCUCAUAUCUGCCUAUUCUAAAAAUUCAUUGGGAUUAUGUCAUGUUUUGGCUCGUUCAUGUUGUAAGCCACAACCACAGAUUUGGGAUCUAGGUCCUAAUUUACGUGAUCAGUGGGAAAUAGAUCGCAGUGAAAUCCAAUUAAUUAGAAAACUUGGCCAUGGUAAUUUUGGGGAAGUUUGGUACGGUAAAUGGCGAAAUAAUAUUGAAGUAGCUGUGAAAACACUCAAACAAGGCUCUAUGUCUACUCAAGCAUUUUUACAAGAAGCUUCUAUAAUGAAAAAGUUUCGACAUGAUAGACUUGUUGCCCUUUAUGCUGUUUGUUCAAAAGAUGAACCUGUACUAAUUAUACAAGAAUAUAUGUGUAAUGGAAGUUUAUUGGAUUUUUUGCGAAAUUGUGAUAGUAAAUAUUUGCAAUUUGGUGAUUUAAUCUAUAUUGCUGCUCAAGUUGCUAGCGGAAUGGCAUAUUUGGAAUUAAAACAAUUAAUUCAUCGGGAUUUGGCUGCAAGAAAUGUAUUAAUUGGAGAAAAUAACAUGGCUAAAAUUUGUGACUUUGGUUUAGCGAGAAUUAUAGAAGAUGAUGAAUAUUGUCCUAGGCAAGGUACACGAUUUCCUGUUAAGUGGACUGCACCUGAAGCUAUUGUCUAUGGACGUUUUUCAAUUAAAUCAGAUGUAUGGUCCUUUGGAAUAUUACUUAUGGAAUUAUUUACGUAUGGACAAGUCCCAUACCCAGGUAUGCAUGGUCGUGAAGUAAUUGAACAAGUGGAACAUGGAUAUCGUAUGCCAAAGCCAGUAUCUCAUUUCAUCCCUGAUGAUAUCUACAGACUAAUGUUACUGUGUUGGGACUCUGAUCCAGAUAAACGACCUACAUUUGAGUUCCUGAAUCAUUAUUUUGAAGACUUCACUAUUACCUCAGAAAUACCAUACAGGGAAGUAAGUGAUUAAAUGAUCAAUUCUUGCACCAAUACCAAAUGUGCCAUAUUGGGUUGCUGCAAGUUCUUAAAUUCUCUAUUGUUAAAUUAAGUAAAUGUGAUUCAUGUUUAAAUGACUCACUUAAUUAAACAGUAUUGAUUUUAAAGAAAAACUUAUAACUUAAACUAUACUACUACUUUGGUUUAUUAUUAUUUAUUAACUAACUAACAUUUAUUUUAUUUUUCUUAAUUUUUUAGAUCUCAUUUUGUUUUGUUUUAUUUUAUUUUAUAAAUUGUACUUAUUGAUUGUUGUUAUUACUUUUUCAUUACAUUUUGAACAUUUUAACUUCAUAUUUUGCCAAACUUAACAAAAAAAAAAAAUUAAGUUAGUGAAUUAUUAUAAUUUAAAAUAUUUUUAUUGGACCCUAAGUACCUAAUAUUACCACUUAUGUAAUUUAUUCAUUAAUAAUUAAAAAUUAAAUUAAUGUAUUCAAUAUACAAGUAUUAAAAUUAAUAUACAUGAUGAUUUUUAGUAAAUAAUUAUACUCAGGUUUUUUGUUUAACAAUGAAGUAUAUAAAAAUGAUGUUACAAACUUAUUUGUAACAAAUAAUUUAAUAGUAUUCACUUUAAAAAUUAUUCUUUGUAAAUAUAUUCUUAAUAUUUACUAUACUUAAGUAUAAAUUAAAAAUAGAUUAUUGUACAUUGUGUCAUAAGCAACAUAUAUUUAUAAUUGUAUUUAAGUGAAAAGGAAAAAAUAAAAUAAUCAUAAUUUAUCGAAUAAAAAAAUAUACUUACAUAAAUUUGCAAUUUAAAGUAACAUAUAUUAUAUUGAUAAAUAAUGCAUUUAUUUUUUGAUUUAUUUAUUGCAUUAAUCACAGUUUUAAUUGAAAAAUUAUCUUCUAAAACAUAACUUUUUAUGAUUCAAUGGUGUUCAUGUGCAAUUAUAUAAAAUACUUUUUGAGCAAUAGUUUCUAAAAUGACUUUAAAAAAAAAAUGGAGUUCCUCUGUAAAUUAUAUAUUUUUUAAAUCUAUUAUCUUAUAUUAUCAGUAUUAUUAAAUAAGAUAAGCAUCAAUUAAUAACAGCUUAUCAUCACAAAUUCACAGCAUAAUAUUUUUAAUAAUUUAUUGAGGCUUAAUUAGGUUAGGUUCAACAGUUGAAGUCUCCCUUAUGUACUUUUAGUUCUCCUUUAUUUGUUUAUCUACAAACACACAAUGACAGUAUUUCUAUUUUCUCUAUAUAGUUUGAAUUUAUAUAAGCAACAAUGCAUUUUAAAAUUGAAUAUAUAUCAUUUUAGUUAUGAAUUUGAUUGUAUAAUUAAUAAUGUAAAAUUGAAUAUUGAAUGUACCAAUAAACUUGAGUUAUGAAAUAUAACUAGGGUUUAGGAAUUAUUAGACCAUACUCGGGCUACCGAGAAAACGCUACUCGUUGAGGCAUCCAAAUGACGGAGCUCCGCGUUCUCGUACCCAAAUUUCUCCCACUCUACCACCGUAAAUUCCCCUACUCACUGCCAACGGUGGUGACGACCAAAGUUGGUGGCGGCCAGCGUACAUGCAGAUUUAGUGGUGGGAAUGCGUGAGAUUGGACGAGUUUUAGUUGCCGUCCAGUAGCAGUUUCUCGGUGGCCCGAGUAUACAUAUUUUUAAAUAUAUACAUGCACAAAUGCACAAGAUACAAUUUCAAAUAAUGCAGUUAAUAAUAAUUUAAUUUAAAUAAAUAAAUAUAUACAUAACCCAUAGUCUAUAAUAUUUGACACUUUUAAUUAAAAAUGUUUUUUGUUGUUGAAAAACAAAUCUGUUGAUUGACAAUUAUGAUUAAACAUUUUUCAGUUAAUUUUUUUAUUUAAGUUUAAAAUUUGUGUUAAAUUUAUUACAACAGAUUAUUACACAUCAACACAAAGACCCAGAUACAAUUAUGAGUUUAUAAUAAGACAAAAUUCUUAUUAAUAUAAGUUUUAUGGUCCAUCUCAAUCUGUGAAUUAAUUGUUUAAACUAUAAACUUAUAAAUACAUUAAAUAAGUAUUAUUUAACUCUAAAAAUAAAAUUAAUCAAAUAUAUUAAUUUAAUUAAGAUUUUUUUUAGUAAUUUUAAAAUAAUUAUUUUGUUUUUUUCCUGGCUUUAAAUACUUUAACUUUGUUCAAAUAUGAAUCCGUCCUAAUAUGCAUCUAUACAAAAUUAAUUAACAUGACCUGUAGGUUAUUAUAAGCAUACAUAUAUCAUGAUAUUUGUUCUAUAUUAUGUGACUUACCGCCUACCGGGUUAAAAUUGAGCCUUGUUUGUGACCCACCGGUAUUAUUGGGUUUAAUAUGUGACCUACCAAGACGACCUAUUCAAAGAAUAAUAAUUAUAUCUAUUGCAUACAGCUUGUAUGCUACUGUUGUAAUAUCAGAUAAAUUAAUCCUUGUUUAUUAGAAGUGAUGAACUAUAACAGUGAAUUAUACAAAAAAAAUUGUUCAUCCAUCGAUUUAGGGACUCAUACACAAAUUAUCAAAAGUUUAUAAAAAGUAUUAAAAACCAAAAUUAUAUGAAAAAAAGGAACAUCAGUUAUAAUGUUGCCACAUGCAUUUAAUUGAUGUUUUUUUAAUUGUGACUUAUUACACCAACAACAAUUAUAAAUAUUAUCCAAAAAUAAUAUGCUAUAAAUAUAUUAGGUACACAUUUUUAUUUUGUAUUUGUAUACUAAUUAAAAAAUUAAAUAAACAUGUUUUUUCACUACAUUUUUGUUCUAUGUCUAAAAUUGGUUUUU
This is a messenger RNA of Metopolophium dirhodum (rose-grain aphid), 4606 nucleotides long. RefSeq names its product tyrosine-protein kinase Src64B (gene Src64B). Gene Ontology annotation, biological process: protein phosphorylation; innate immune response; cell surface receptor protein tyrosine kinase signaling pathway. The coding region runs from base 308 to 1897 and encodes 529 amino acids. The transcript has 7 exons. The record is from RefSeq and is a predicted model, not a curated record. Lineage: Eukaryota; Metazoa; Arthropoda; Insecta; Hemiptera; Aphididae. Gene Ontology annotation, cellular component: extrinsic component of cytoplasmic side of plasma membrane. Gene Ontology annotation, molecular function: signaling receptor binding; non-membrane spanning protein tyrosine kinase activity; ATP binding.